This is a messenger RNA of Apaloderma vittatum (bar-tailed trogon), 1476 nucleotides long. RefSeq names its product dual specificity protein kinase CLK1-like. The record is from RefSeq and is a predicted model, not a curated record. The transcript has 12 exons. The coding region runs from base 1 to 1476 and encodes 491 amino acids. NCBI's taxonomy places the organism in Eukaryota, Metazoa, Chordata, Aves, Trogoniformes, Trogonidae. Gene Ontology annotation, cellular component: nucleus. Gene Ontology annotation, molecular function: protein tyrosine kinase activity; ATP binding. Gene Ontology annotation, biological process: protein phosphorylation; regulation of RNA splicing.
AUGCGGCAUUCGAGACGAACCAAUUAUCCUGAGUGGGAUAAAAGAGACAGUCCGAAUCACAGAAGAUGCGACAGUGCUAGCAAAAGAAAGAAGAGGUCAUUAAGUAGUGCGCAGGAGAAAAAACACUUCAAACGUGAUCUUUCCAAACUCGCUGGCAGUAUGUGUUCGGAAUCCAAAUCUGUAAAUGAACGAGACCGUCAAGACCGGCACUAUGUUGAAGAGUACAGAAACGAGUACAAUUCAGGAUGUGACACUGAGCAUCACAGUAGCAAAUCCUCGGGUCAUAGUGGGACAAGUAGUUACAAAAGGAAAUACAAGACACAUCACACUGCCUGUCAUCAUCAUCGUUCACAGAAGAGUCAUCGAAGGAAAAGAUCCAGGAGUGUAGAGGAUGAUGAGGAGGGUCACCUGGUCUGUCAGAGUGGAGACGUACUAAGUGCAAGAUAUGAAAUUGUCGCUACUUUGGGUGAAGGCGCUUUUGGAAAAGUAGUGGAGUGCAUCGAUCGCAAAGCGGAUGACAGACAUGUAGCUGUGAAAAUAGUAAAAAAUGUUGCUAGGUACUCCGAAGCAGCUCGUGCAGAGAUACAGGUGCUGGAACAUUUAAAUGCCUCAGAUCCCACCAAUACAUAUCGCUGUGUCCAGAUGCUGGAGUGGUUUGAGUACUACGGACACGUCUGCAUUGUCUUUGAGCUGCUGGGGCUGAGCACCUAUGACUUUAUUAAAGAGAAUGGCUUUCUGCCGUUCAGGCUGGACCACAUCAGACAGAUGGCGUAUCAGAUCUGUAAAUCUGUGAACUUUUUGCAUUUGAACAAGUUGACACAUACAGAUCUGAAACCAGAAAAUAUUUUAUUUGUGGAGUCUGACUAUGUGGAGGAGUAUAACCCCAAACUGAAAUGCGAUGAGCGCACGCUAAAGAACCCAGACAUCAAAGUUGUGGACUUCGGGAGCGCCACGUAUGAUGAUGAGUAUCACAGCACUUUGGUGUCCACGAGACAUUACAGAGCUCCUGAAGUGAUCCUGGCACUAGGAUGGUCGCAGCCGUGUGAUGUUUGGAGCAUAGGAUGUAUUCUCAUUGAAUACUACCUUGGAUUCACAGUAUUCCCGACGCACGACAGCAAGGAACACCUGGCAAUGAUGGAGCGAAUCCUGGGCCCUUUGCCAAAUCACAUGAUAAAGAAGACCAGGAAACGCAAGUAUUUCCAUCAUGACCGGCUGGAUUGGGAUGAGCACAGCUCAGCUGGUAGAUACGUCUCAAGGCGGUGUAAGCCACUGAAGGAAUUCAUGACCUGCCAUGAUGCUGACCAUGAGAACCUCUUUGACCUCAUUGAAAAGAUGCUGGAGUAUGACCCAGCCAAGCGCAUUACUCUUGAAGAAGCGCUGAAACAUCCUUUCUUCUUCCCACUGGAACAGGAAGAAAAGGUGCCGUCUCCUCUAGCUGAACAGGCUGACAGGUGUCAGUCCACCAAAGAAACAUAA